AUGGAUGCUUAUACAUCGCUUCUGAAUCUUAAUUUUAUGUCAGCAUGGCGAACUGGGAACAGUUUAGUAGAUAUGAUUAUUGCUAUUAUUAUUCCCAUAGUGUCUAAUUGGGUGGCGAGAUUUUUCUCCGUAACUUGGCCAGAGUUUCUCAAGAAAUUAAUGGAAUCUCUUCUACCGAAAUCAGAAGAAGUGAAAAUACAACACGGCUUGCGGGAUCGUUAUCAUCGUGCUGUGGACUUAACAGAAGGUUCUGUUCUCCAGGAGGCGAUUGAACGAUAUGUAAAUCAAAAUGUGAAACCCUUUUACUCUACUGGAGAGUUUGUUUAUAGUUUGGCUUCACAGAGAAGUGAAGGUGCGGCGAAGAAUUUGGCCCAAAUACUCCAACAAGAGUUUGUACUCAUCAGUCGUCCCUCUAAAGAGAAGGUGGAACUUGGAAAUGGUGUGGUACUACAAAUAAGAGAACUAGAUGAUGAGGAAAGUGAAGAAUCUGAUGACAAGCAGAAAAAUAGUAAUACGAAAGGAAGAGGUCGUGCUAAUAAAGGGAAAAGAUCACGUGCAAAUAAUAUCAUGCGGGAAAUUGUAAUGACAGAAACAGAAGGAAAUCGUGAUAAAAGUGAUCGGGCAUUUUCAUUUGUACAAACGGCUUUUGAUUGGUAUGUGAAGAGUGUAGAUAGUGCGACAAAUACUCAACGAUACUUGUAUCAACCAGUUCGAAAGGUAGAAGAUGCAGAUGGAGGUUCUGGAGAUUUUUUAAUGAAAGUUGCCAGAUAUCCAUUAUGUGAUACGAAAUCUUUUAAUUCUCUUUUCUUUCCAGAAAAAAAAAAAUUAAUAACUUUAAUUGAUCAAUUUGAAAAUAAAAUUGGUAAGUUUGCUGUACCGGGAUUUCCUCAUAAACUUACACUUCUUCUUUAUGGACCACCAGGGACAGGAAAAACAAGUCUGGUGAAAGCUAUAGCGCGGUAUACAGGUCGUCAUAUUAUUUCUAUUCCACUCAGUCAAGUACAAACAAAUCGUGAACUUAUUGCUUGUAUGCAUGAUCAAGUAUUUGAAUUGGAAGGUAGCAAUCAAUCUUGCAAGGUAACACUUCGUGCAGAUAAAGUUAUUUAUUUGUUAGAAGAUGCAGAUGCUACAGCAGAUGCCACUUUAGCAACGAAAGAGACAAACGGAACAUCUAAAGCUCGUCGGGGUAAAAAUGGAUCUCCCUUUAUUAGGGAUGUUCUUAGCACGAAAGGUCUGUUGGAGGCUUUUGGAGGAAUUCUUGAUGCCCCUAAGCGAAUUAUUGUAAUGACGACUAAUCAUAUUGAACGAUUAGAUGGGGCAUUGACUCGACCAGGAUUUAUCACGAUGCGAUUACAUAUGGGGAAAUUUACAGAGGAAUACGCUGCAGAAAUGGUGAGACAUUACUACGGUUCAGAGAAUUUAACAGAAGUACGACUUGCGGCUUUAAAAGAAGUAUUGCAGAAGGCAAAAGAGAAGGGUCUUCAGUUUAGCCCUUCAGAGAUGGAACAGUUAUGUGCUGAAUAUGAUGAUAUUGAUGAAUUUAUUAAUAUAUUAAAAAAUGGAAGUAGACAAGAUAUUUUUUGA
Trypanosoma theileri is the source of this 1584-nucleotide messenger RNA. Its product is annotated as AAA+-type ATPase. Gene Ontology annotation, molecular function: ATP binding; ATP hydrolysis activity. Lineage: Eukaryota; Euglenozoa; Kinetoplastea; Trypanosomatida; Trypanosomatidae. The transcript has a single exon. The coding region runs from base 1 to 1584 and encodes 527 amino acids. The record is from RefSeq and is a predicted model, not a curated record.